Messenger RNA from Colius striatus (speckled mousebird), 2224 nucleotides. It is a transcript of the gene ACADL, whose product is annotated as acyl-CoA dehydrogenase long chain. The transcript is spliced from 12 exons. Gene Ontology annotation, molecular function: long-chain fatty acyl-CoA dehydrogenase activity; flavin adenine dinucleotide binding. NCBI's taxonomy places the organism in Eukaryota, Metazoa, Chordata, Aves, Coliiformes, Coliidae. Gene Ontology annotation, biological process: fatty acid beta-oxidation using acyl-CoA dehydrogenase; carnitine metabolic process, CoA-linked; long-chain fatty acid catabolic process. Bases 229 to 1626 code for a protein of 465 amino acids. Gene Ontology annotation, cellular component: mitochondrion. The record is from RefSeq and is a predicted model, not a curated record.
GUGACGAGAAAAGCUCUAAACGUCGGAAAUCCUACUUGCCACCCGAGGGUAGCGGGAAGCAUUGCUGACGGAACCUACAAGCUGCCACUAAACGACCCGAAAAGAAAACGCACAAGCCCAAGCCGUGACGGGGUGAGGAUCACGCCCCACGCCGCCCUCACCGCCCCGUCCGCGGUUCUAAGGGCGGUGCCCUGGGCGCCGGCCCGCCUUGUCCCGCUGCUGCGCAAGAUGGCGGCGCGGCUACUCCGCCUGCGCGGCUUGUUGCCGGCCGUCGAUCUCCGUCUCUUCUCUGCCCAGGCCAGGUUUGGAAGUCUCCAGGACUGGGACACACCACCCCCGCCCCAAGCACCCUGUACUGCAGGCUGGACCCGACUGGGCCACACCCAGUGCCCAGUGUUCUGCAGUCCUCUGCAAACUGAACCACAUGGCACAAAGCGCUUGGAGCCAUCUUCUGCCAAAAGCUUGAUUGAUAUAGGCACUCGGAGGAUCUUCACAUCAGACCAUGAUAUCUUCAGGGAGAGUGCCAGGAAGUUCUUUCAGGAAGAAGUACUACCUUUUCAUGCAGAAUGGGAGAAGGAUGGCCAGGUGAGCAGGGAGCUCUGGGAAAAGGCUGGACAGCAGGGUUUGCUGGGUGUUGCUAUUGCUGAAAAACAUGGAGGCAUCGGAGCAGAUAUUCUCUCUUCAGCUGUGGUGUGGGAGGAGCAGAUGUACGUUAACUGUACAGGCCCUGGAUUCAGCCUCCAUUCAGAUAUAGUUAUGCCCUAUAUUGCAAACUAUGGCUCUGAAGAACAGAUUAAACACUUUAUCCCUCAAAUGAUUGCAGGCAAGUGUAUUGGAGCUAUUGCCAUGACAGAACCCGGGGCUGGCAGUGACUUGCAGGGGAUACGAACAUAUGCAAAAAAAGAUGGAAGUGACUGGAUUCUUAAUGGAAGUAAGGUGUUUAUCACUAAUGGUUGGAUGAGCGAUGUAGUGAUUGUAGUUGCAGUUACAAACCGGGAGGCCCGAUCCCCUGCUCAUGGGAUCAGCCUUUUUCUGGUGGAAAAUGGGACAAAAGGUUUCAUCAAAGGACGCAAGCUGAACAAGAUUGGCCUGAAAGCUCAAGACACAGCAGAACUGUUUUUUGAAGAUGUGCGGCUGCCAGCCAGUGCCUUGCUGGGAAAAGAGAACAAAGGUUUCUAUUAUCUGAUGGCAGAGCUCCCUCAGGAAAGACUGCUAAUUGCUGAUAUGGCUCUUGCCAGUUGUGAAUUCAUGUUUGAAGAAACAAGGAAUUAUGUGAAGCAAAGAAAAGCUUUUGGGAAGACGAUUGCACACCUGCAAACAGUACAGCACAAGUUGGCAGAAAUGAAAACACAGAUCUGUGUGGGUCGAGCUUUUAUGGACAACUGUUUGCAGCUGCAUGCAGAUAAACGUCUGGACUCCUCUACAGCUUCUAUGGCAAAGUAUUGGUCUUCUGAUCUCCAAAACAGCAUAGCAACUCAGUGUGUACAACUGCAUGGAGGAUGGGGGUACAUGUGGGAGUAUCCAAUUGCAAAAGCUUUUGUGGAUGCCCGUGUUCAGCCCAUCUAUGGUGGCACAAAUGAGAUAAUGAAAGAACUUAUUGCUAGAGACAUUGUCAGUGAGAAGUAAGGCAGAUGUAUACUACUUUGGACAGUCUUCUAGAAUCUCUCUAUGUUAAUAUGUGGCAUGAAGUUAGGUAUCAAAAUGUAAGUAAAAUAUAUGUGGUGUAUUCUUUCAAGGAAGUGACACUACUUGGAAAAGUGAUAGUAAUGACAGUGUGCUCAUAGGCAAGAUAUCUAAUAUUAGUACAUUUUUAAUUUAAAUGUCUUUGGGCAACACAGAGUAAUUAUCUGGGCUCCAAAAGUUCUGGUUGUGAAAGGCACUUUUGUGUCUGGAACUUUUUUGGUAGCUCUGUCUUUUAAACUUGAUGUUAUAUUGAAUGCAACCCUCAUUUUUUCAGAAACAAAUCUCCAGAGAAGUCAUGUUCUUUAAAAAUAGAAUUUAAAUGUUAGUGUAACUUUGAAUUUAUAUUUCCUCUUGACAAGUAUCACUGUGUCAAAGUAGAACUUCAAACUUCUGCUACCGUUACUGUGCACCUGCUUACUGCACAGGAGCCACAUGCUGUGGGGGAAGAAUGUACCACUGACUUUUAUUGUUUACAUGUAACCCUGAAUGCCUUAUUUUACUGACUUUGUUCAAAUAAAUAUCAUAAAGCAUUUCUAUGCAA